This is a messenger RNA of Betta splendens (Siamese fighting fish), 4959 nucleotides long. It is a transcript of the gene vwa5b2, whose product is annotated as von Willebrand factor A domain containing 5B2. Lineage: Eukaryota; Metazoa; Chordata; Actinopteri; Anabantiformes; Osphronemidae. The transcript is spliced from 21 exons. Bases 1 to 4149 code for a protein of 1382 amino acids. The record is from RefSeq and is a predicted model, not a curated record.
AUGGUGGGACUGAGGAACCGCUCGACGUGGGAAGCUCUGCUCCUCAAGGCGUCCUGCAUCAAGUCCUGCGCCAACGGCUGCUCCCUGGGCAUCACCGCGCGUCUCACCUACGCCAAUGCUGAUGUGGAGUCUGUGGAAGGCGUGUUUGUGUACCCUUUGGCGGAGAAGGAGGUGAUCGUUGACUUCGAGGCUGUGAUCGCGGGCCGGCUGCUGGGGGUCCAGAUCGAGAGCCGAGGGAAGCUGAAGGACUGCUGCUUGGACUGCUGCCCCGGGUCUGGUCUUGAUGGCCACUGUGGUCAGGAGUGGGGCUGCUGUGGGAGCUCCGGACACGACCUGCAAUGCACCAACGGGCAUCUCAUUCUGGAUGAAGACCUUGAAAGAACCACCUUCAUCGUGGGCACGGGGCUCAUUGGGCCCAUGGACAUCGUGUCCAUCAUCAUAAGCACCACACUGGAACUCCCCACGCUAGAAAACGGCGCCAUCCGCAUCGUCUACCCCACGUUACUGACUCCCAUCGUCAGCAGCCAGAUGACUCCUAGCAAGAGCGAAAACGGCGGGAAAUCUGAAGAAAGCGGACCCACCAGCUGCUUCGGCGCCGCCUCGGGGAAACCGGACAGAGCCCCCGACUCUGAGCGGCAGUGCGCCCACGCCAUCUUCACCAGGCCGGCCGCCAACCUGGCGCCCUACGAGCUCAGCUUCCAGCUGCUGGUCCGAGGGGCCUGCCUGUUAGCGGGGCUGGAGAGUCCGACUCACGCUCUGAGGGCAGAUGCAGACCCCAGUGCCCAAAGUGCCUCUGCCACCUACAUCACUUUGGCCCAGGAGCACUCGUUUGACCGACACAUCGAGAUCAUCCUGCACCUCAGUGAACCCCACAGCCCGUUGGUCAUCCUGGAGCGAGGCCGCCUCUCGUUCAGCCAGUACGAACGGCUGAUCGGUUCCCGCCGCGACUUCGCCCGCUGCGCUCGCAAAGACUCCGACCCGGAGCGGAAGCAGCUGGAGUUCCUGAGGAAGCGCUACCACAAGGACAUCCUCAGCAGCCCCGUGCUGAUGCUCAACUUCUGCCCGGACCUGCUGAGCGAACCUCUGGAGCUGCACAAGGCCACCAGGGAACUGGUGUUCCUCGUGGAUCGCAGCGGCAGCAUGAGCGGAGCCAACAUUCAUCGCGUGAAGGAAGCCAUGGUGGUGGCACUGAAGAGCCUCCCUUCCCGCACCCUGCUGAACAUCGUGGGCUUCGGGACCACUGUCAAACCCCUCUUCACCUCCAGCAAACUCUGCACUGAUGCGACUCUGAUGCAGGCGUACGACUACGUCCAGCGGAUGCGAGCCGACAUGCGGGGCACCAACCUGCAGGGGGCGCUGUCCUGGGUCUACCAGCAGCCCGUGCAGCGCUCGUUUCCACGCCAGAUCUUCAUCGUGACAGACGGCUCCGUCAGCAACGUGGCCAAAGUGCUGGAGCUGGUGCGCCGAAACACGUGCGGCGGCAGAUGCUUUGGCCUGGGCCUGGGGCCUCGAGCCUGCAGGAGGCUCCUGCAGGGCGUUGUCAAGCUGACAGGAGGGACGACAGAGUUCUUGGAUGAAGAGGAGAGGCUCCAGCCCAAGUUAAUAAAGUCCAUGAAAAAGGCCUUUGAACCCGUGCUCACUGACGUCCGGGUUGACUGGUACCUGCCAGAACACAUGGAGGCGCUUCUUUCACCCAAUGAAAUUCCUCCAAUCUACCCCGGAAACUGCCUCAUUGGAUACUGCACUCUGUAUGAUAUGACAGCCUUCAAAGUGAAACACGCGGAGUCUCAAGGUCAGGGCUAUAAAGGUGUCCACCGCGGCUCCGCGGGCUCGGUUUUCGGCCAGUCCAAUGACGAGCUGUCGCCUCCUCCUGCCGCUGAGCUAAUGCCUGUGGGGACGUGUGCAGAUGGCGCCGACUUGGAGGAGGCUCUGAGAGAGAUCUCCAGGGAAAUCUCCUCGGAGUUCUCCUGUGCCAGAGACACAGACCCCGGCACCAGCCCAGGUGUGGAGCUGGACUGGUCGGCCGACGUGAGGAGGAGAAUCCAGGAGACCUCCUACAUCCAGGAGCAGUAUAUUCUCACCCGCUGCUCGCUCAGCAGUGAGCACAGUCUGCAGACACCGUCCCGCUCGCACGCGCGUGCCCCGUCCAACUCCGACUCUGCCGGUGGCCCGCUUUUGCCCGACCCCAACCCGUCGGACCCGGUCCUGGACACGGGCUCUCUGCCCCAAGGCCUCGAGAAGAUGCCUCCUCCAGAGCAGAGGACAUCCCUGUCUCGCUGGGCGGACUCCACAUGGCAGCAGAGCCUGUCAGCGGAAACUCCCGACAACACAACGAAAAAGAAAGGGCACCUCGGCGGAAGCGAGGAGUCGCGUAGGAGGCAGAGAGCGCUGGCCCGCUCCACCAUGGCGGCCCGCAGCUUCUCGUCUCCCCAGGGGGAGCUGGAGAUGCAUCGCCUGAGGAGAGCCCUGGAGAGGGUCUCCUUCGACCAGACGCUGGGAGGCAGGCUGGACGAGAGCGACGGGGAGACGAAGCCUCCGUCGCGGAGGAGCCUGACUGACUCCAAUGGACUCCUGUUCCCCGCCUCUCCCAUGGACUGGGACGCCUUCGCCGACCCAAACGACCUCUUCGUGGCUGCGCCCCCAGAGGACCCCCCUCCGGGUCAGUGCCGCUCCAUCGUCCACGGCCUGCUGGGCGGCAGGCCCGUGUCCUGGGAGGUCACCGUGGACCUCGGGCACCUGUGGACCCCCGAGGGGCAGGAGACGGCAGGGGGUGAGGGCCGCGAAGGGGACAGACGGGGAGGGGAGCCGUGGGCGGAGAUCAUUCACCAGCUGACCGCUCGCUCGGUGGUGAGGGACUUUGAGAAGACGGCAGAGAAGGAGAGCGACGGUGGGCACGGUUCGGCGAAGCGCUACCGCAUGAAGGCCAUCCAGACCAGCAAGCACUGUAACAUCGUCUGCAUGUACACGGCCUUCACCACCACUGACAGGAACCCCAACAAAGGUUUGCCAGACAACCUGGAUGUCGAAAACACAGCAGUGCAUGCUGGGAGCAGGCAGAGUUCGGGCAGCCGCAGGCAGAGGGCCUAUUCCGUGGGUCUGGGCAGGCGCCGCACCAGCGGCGACAGCGAGGAGGACGCGUGGAACUCCGCAGACAGAGAUGACACUCCUGCCUCACCCUGUAGCCUUACAUCCUGGGACUCUACCUCGGCAACAGCAGGAGCCGCAUGCACUCGUUCACAGAGAUCGAUAGAGAGCAAGUCAAUGGAGAGCUUCUUCGGCACCAGGUUGCCGCUGGGCAGGCUCAGAUCCUCCAUUUCAUCAGGGAAGCAGGUUCCUCUCAAGUCUCACUGCUUGUCUGCCGAGACUGAGAAACAGCCCGAAGCUGAAUCUCCAGAUUAUUUGCCUCUGGUGCGCCUGCAGCUGGCAUCCGGAGCUUUUCUUCUGACAGAGCUGUACUCGGAGUGCGUUCAGAUCACGCUGGACCGCCUGAAGAGAGCGUCCCCCUACAGCCUCCACCGCCGCAGCCUCAGCCCACCUUUCCGCUGCUCGUCUCCCAGCGCCCCGUCCCUGUCCACCUCUGCCAAGCUCCUGGGCGCCGCCAGCCACCACGUCACCUUCUCUCCAUCCUCCUGCUCCCUCAUCAACCCAACCGCGCCUCCGUUCCACCACGCGCCGGACGACAAUCCCCUGAUGCUGGAGCCGAGGCUCCGCAGGAGGCGCCUGUCUGACCGGGUUGACCUCCUCAGCUCCGAGGAGGGCUCCCUGGAGCUGUCUGCCGGCCUUUCUCAGAGCCACGGCCACGGUCAGGCCGACAGCGGCCGCGGGUCCGAGACAGACGUAUGCGACGGCUCAUCCGCAGACCUGGCUGAUGUGCAGGAGAACAGCCACUCCGCUCAGGAGGACCUGGAGGGUUCCAGCUGGGCUACGGCUGUGGCUCUGGCCUGGCUCGAGCACCGCUGUGCCGGCUACUUCAUGGAGUGGGAGCUGGUGGCUGCCAAGGCGGACCUCUGGCUGCGCUGUCAGGACCUGCCCGAGGGAGUGGACCUGGCGGGGCUGAAGGGGGCCGCCCGACAGCUGUUCCUGCUGCUUCGCCACUGGGAUGAGAACAUCAAGCUAAACAUGCUGUGUUACAACCCCAAUAAUAUGUAAGACAAUGAUCUCUGAGGAACCUGAGCCACUCUCACCUAUCAGAGAAGCCUUCACAUGAAGAAGCGAAUCCUGUCAUUGAUUUACAGGGUAGAGUAAUAACAUAGUUCACUCUAGUUCAUUCUAACAAUGUGUUGCACAUGAUUUGUACUGCUUAGAAUGCAUUUCUAUCUAAGACAACCCUUUACAUCACGCUGACCAAGUGGCCUUUUAAUAUAUUUAUGCAAUCACAAGAAUGCCUUGACUACUUUAAUGAGCGUUCUGUAGUGUAGUAUGACAGUUAUUACUUAAUAACCUAGUAACUCAUUGUCAAAUAGAAACUGAUUCAAUUUUCAGGAUGAUUAAGUGAUAAACUACGAGCGAAUACUUUCAAUAAUGACAUUUGUUUGAAACUGAAGUGUGCAAAUUGUGGAUUGUUGUAAUAUGUUAAAAAUACAUGCAAAAAAAAAACAGAGUCUUUUUUUAGUAUAAAUUUGUCCGAGUCGAGUCCAGACAUUUUAUUUUCACAUUAAAUCCACGUUCUUAUGUCUCGAUGAAAGCAGGGUGCCGUUCUUAACAGAGGGUUGACCAGUUAUGUUGGACAUUUAGACGACUGACUACAACAUUACUCAUCUGUGUAAAAUGACACAGCCGCUAAAAAUAUAAAACAUAGAUGUACUGAAAAUACCUCUCAUGAAAAUAUCUAUCACGACAUGCAGAAAUGUCAGAGAAAUGAUAAUAAAUGUCAGCUCUUGGUGCCUGUAGAGAAGAAAAUAGUUCAAAAUUAUGGGCAGUGUAUUAUAUCAUAAUAAAUAAAACACCUCUAUACAGCAA